Messenger RNA from Spea bombifrons (plains spadefoot toad), 5582 nucleotides. It is a transcript of the gene PCDH7, whose product is annotated as protocadherin 7. The record is from RefSeq and is a predicted model, not a curated record. Lineage: Eukaryota; Metazoa; Chordata; Amphibia; Anura; Pelobatidae. The coding region runs from base 899 to 4591 and encodes 1230 amino acids. Gene Ontology annotation, biological process: homophilic cell-cell adhesion. Gene Ontology annotation, cellular component: plasma membrane. Gene Ontology annotation, molecular function: calcium ion binding. The transcript is spliced from 3 exons.
UUUCUUCACUCACGUGGGACCGUGUUGCAUCCUCGCUCCCUCCUGGUAUUUUAAUGAAAGCAAUAAUCGCCCUCAAGACAGGCUUGUCGCUAACCUUUGAACUGCGGGAUCAAGUUCAGAUCUGGUUACCUGCAUUGGGACAAGAAGAAGGAAAGGGGGAGGAGAGAGGGAGAGAGGAGGGGGAGAGACUGCAAUAUCAUUUGUGAAUCGUUCACAGGGGCUGCAGAUACAUAUUGCUAACACAUGCAGUGCAAAUGCAGGUAGCGCAGCACCAACUGCGUCUGGACUACUAACUUGGGGGCUCCGUGCAUGGGAAAUACUUCCAGAUUUUCAUUUGAUUUCUAUUUAUUUUACAAUUAUUCUCCACUUUCUCCAAUUCCAGCGUUUUUCAUUUGAACUUUGCUGAUACUGAUUAAGCUGAAGGAUUUUUUUUUUCUUGGAAAAUAAGCUCUAAGGAUUUUUUUUUGUUUGUUUUCUUGGUUGGAAGGAAUUCCCUUUUUUAAAAUUUCUUGAUCCUGAAUUUUAUUCAAGAAAGAAAAUAUCAUCAUCCAGAGCAUCGUUUUUUUUUCUGGAAUUAAAAAAAAAAAAGAAAAAAGUCUGUGCUCAGCAAAUCAGAUCGGAUUGUGCACUGGGAGUAAAGCGAAAUCAGAAGACAAGGGGAGGAAAAAGCAGGGGUGAGUUGUUCAACAUCUGCUGGCAGCUGGGCUUACACUCUGUCCCGAGAAGUGGGAGUAUGGAGUGAGGGGCCACCACCGGGAGAGCGGCUGAGCAUGCUGAUUCGCAGCGGGAGAAGGUAACUUGGUGCCGGGUACGACUCAAGUCUUCUUCUUCUUCUUCAGUAUAUCGCGUGUUUCCGGAUAAAGGUCCAGCGGCGACUGCCAAGGUUGGGGAGAGAGCCAUGAGGACUGCUUGGGGUUGCUGCUUGUUCGUUCUGCGGGUCUCGCUGACCCUGGCAGCCUCGAAACAGCUGCUGAAGUACCGGCUGGCCGAGGAAGGGCCGGCCGACAUCCGGAUAGGGAAUGUGGCAUCGGAGAUCAGAAUGCCAACAGGCUCCGGGGAGGUGACCUUCAGCCUGGAGUCGGGAUCGGACUUCUUUAAGAUAGACAACAUGACCGGGGAGCUGAGCACCACGGAGCGGCGGAUAGACCGGGAGAAGCUGCCGCAGUGCCAGAUGAUCUUCGAUGAGAACGAGUGCUUCAUAGACUUCGAGGUGUCGGUGAUCGGACCUUCGCAGAGCUGGGUUGAGCUGUUUGAGGGUAGAGUGGUCAUCCUGGACAUUAACGAUAACACCCCGACCUUCCCGUCACCGGUGCUCACCCUGACGGUGGAGGAGAACCGGCCGGUGGGCACCUUGUAUCUGCUGCCAACGGCUACGGACAGGGACUUUGGCAGGAACGGGAUAGAGCGAUACGAGCUCAUCCAGGACGCCGGGGAGAGCCUCUUCGGGUCCGGCAGACGAGGUGGAGGCAUCGGCUCCGGUGGGCGCCUAGAGCCCGGGGAGAGCGCCCUCUACCCGGGGAAGCGGAGGAUGGAGACGGACAGCAGGAGCAGCGUGUUCGAACUGCAGGUGGCCGAUACCUCGGAUGGGGAGAAACAACCGCAACUUAUCGUGAAGGGGCCACUGGACCGAGAACAGCGGGACUCUUAUGAAUUGACCCUAAGGGUGAGGGAUGGGGGAGAGCCGCCCAGAUCGUCGCAGUCCAUCCUCAGGGUCCUUAUCACCGAUGUCAACGACAACAGCCCCCGCUUCGAAAAAAGUGUCUACGAAGCAGACCUGGCUGAGAACAGCGCUCCAGGUACCCCUAUCCUACAGCUUAAAGCCACUGACUACGACGUGGGGGUCAACGGGCAGAUCGAGUACGUGUUUGGGGCGGCAACGGAAUCCGUACGGAGACUUCUCAGACUGGACGAGAACUCGGGCUGGCUCAGCGUCCUGCACCGGAUAGACCGAGAAGAAGUCACCCAACUCAAGUUCGCGGUCAUAGCCAGGGAUAGGGGUCAGCCUCCCAAAACCGAUAAGGCCAUGGUGGUCCUCAACAUCAAGGAUGAAAACGACAACGUUCCACUCAUAGACAUCAGGAAGAUCGGCAGGAUACCUGUUAAAGAUGGCAUGGCUAACGUGGCCGAGGAUGUCCUGGUGGAUACCCCCAUAGCCCUUGUCCAGGUGUCGGACAGAGACCAAGGAGAGAAUGGAGUGGUCACCUGCACUGUAGUUGGUGAUGUCCCCUUCCAACUCAAGCCUGCAAGUGACAGUGAAGGUGAACAGAACAGGAAGAAAUAUUUCCUUCAUACUUCUGCCCCCUUGGACUACGAGAACAUUAAGGAAUACAAUGUUAUUAUUGUAGCGGUGGAUUCGGGAAGCCCCAGCUUGUCCAGUAACAAUUCCCUCUUAGUUAAAGUUGGAGACACUAAUGACAACCCACCAAUCUUUGGCCAAGCUGUAGUAGAAGUAGCCUUCCCUGAAAAUAACGUGCCUGGGGAACGAGUUGCCACAGUGCUGGCCAGCGACGCUGACAGUGGUAAGAAUGCAGAGAUUGCUUACUCCCUGGACCCCUCUAUGGCAGGGAUCUUCUCCAUUCAUCCAGAUACUGGGGAUAUAACAGUUAAUAUCGUUCUAGACAGAGAACAGAUGGAUAGAUAUGAAUUCAAAGUUAUUGCCAAAGACAAAGGUAUCCCAGUUCUCCAGGGGACUGCCACAGUAGUGGUGCAGGUGGCUGAUAAAAAUGACAAUGACCCCAAGUUUAUGCAGGAUGUGUUCACCUUUUAUGUGAAGGAGAACUUGCAGCCAAACAGCCCCGUUGGAAUGGUGACAGUGAUGGAUGCUGACAAAGGUAGGAAUGCAGAGAUGAGUUUAUUCAUUGAGGAGGACAGUGAUAUUUUUUCUAUUGAAAAUGACACUGGGACGAUUUAUUCCACCAGAUCGUUUGAUCGGGAAUAUCAAAGUUUGUACACCUUUAGAGUGAAAGCAGUAGAUGGUGGCGAGCCUCCAAAGUCUGCUACAGCCACAGUGUCCCUGUUUGUCAUGGAUGAGAAUGACAAUGCUCCUACAGUUGCUUAUCCAGUUAACAGUUCCUACACUUUACUGUCACCUUCCAGCAAUGUCAGAACUGUUGUUACAACUGUUGUGGCCACCGACACUGACACUGGUGUCAAUGCAGAUCUGAACUACAGCAUUAUAGGAGGAAAUCCCUUUAAGCUCUUUGAAAUCAAUCCCACUAGUGGAGUGGUGUCUCUGGUUGGAAAACUAGCCACAAAGCAUUAUGGUCUGCACCGGUUAGUGGUCGAAGUUAAUGACAGCGGGCAGCCCUCCCAGUCUACAACCACUCUGAUACACGUGUUUGUCAAUGAAACUGUCUCCAAUGCAUCAGUGGUUGAUUCCCAGAUCGCCAGAAGUUUGCACACCCCAUUAACCCAGGAUAUUGCUGGUGAUCCAAGUUAUGAGAUGAGCAAGCAGAGACUAAGCAUAGUAAUUGGUGUGGUGGCAGGAAUUAUGACUGUCAUCCUUAUCAUAUUAGUUGUGGUUAUGGCCAGAUACUGCAGGGCUAAGAGCAAAAAUGGCUAUGAGGCUGGCAAAAAAGACCAUGAGGACUUCUUCACCCCACAGCAGCAUGACAAAAAUAAAAAACCCAAAAAGGACAAGAAAAAUAAAAAAUCCAAACAGCCUCUAUACAGCAGCAUAGUGACAGUAGAAGCUUCAAAGCCAAAUGGGCAAAGGUAUGACAGUGUCAAUGAGAAGCUGUCUGACAGCCCCAGCAUGGGAAGGUACAGAACUGUUAAUGGAGGUCCUGGGAGCCCUGAUCUUGCCAGACAUUACAAGUCCAGCUCCCCUCUGCCAACUGUGCAACUUCACCCUCAAUCACCUACUGCUGGCAAGAAACACCAGGUUGUCCAAGACUUACCACCAGCCAAUACAUUUGUAGGGGCAGGAGACAACAUCUCAAUUGGAUCAGAUCAUUGUUCUGAGUACAGUUGUCAAACCAACAAGUACAGCAAACAGCCUUUUCGUAGAGUGACGUUUUCUGUUGUGAGUCAGCCUCAGGACCCACAUCAAGGGUCGUUGCAGAGUUGCUAUGACAGCGGCCUGGAGGAGUCAGAGACACCGAGCAGUAAGAGUUCCUCAGGUCCAAGACUGGGUGCUCUACCACUACCUGAAGACAACUAUGAGAGAACUACACCAGAUGGCAGUGUUGGUGAGGCAGAGCAUAUGGAAAAUGAUUCAAGACCUUUGCCAGAUGUAGCCCUGACCGGAAAGUGCACCCGUGAAUGUGAUGAGUAUGGCCAUUCCGACUCAUGCUGGAUGCCUGUUCGUACUUCACCAGAGAGGAAACAGAAGAAUCAGCCAAAGCUCUCCACUUUCAUGCCAGUUGAUGAACGAGAAAACCAAGAAAAGCUAGCCAAUGGAGAAGUUUCACUUAUGGGUGAUCGUAACAGAAAUCUACUCAACAAAAAGUUGGCAUCAUAUGAAACCUUCAAUGCAGCUACAUACAGCAAAAGCGAAGAAGCCAAUCCAGAGGAUAUUCCCCUUACACAAACAGGGGAAUACAAGCCAUCCCCCGUCAAUACGUUAACUAGAAGAGAAGUUUAUCUGUAAGCUGUUUCAAGCCACAGUGUUCUUUUAUGCAUAAACAAAUAAAGCAAGGGAAAUAAGGCAAACAUUAAAUUAUAAAACUCAGAAAUAAGAGGGGGCCACCAAAGAGACAAAAAAGCUUUGCCUGCUAUAUUUGCCUCCAUAUCAGGCACUUAAUUAUCAUGUUGGCUUGACUAUAUUAUGAUAUGUAGAUACCAUUGUUGUUGCUUGCAUGUGAAAUGCCCUCCAUUGCUAAUCUUUUCAUUAAAUUGAUGGUUGUGAGAUUCUUUCAUGGUAACUGGCCUAAUUAAGAGAACACAGGGCACAGCUGUUAGACUUAUGGGAAGGCAUGCAAUACAGAACUCAACUUGUCUCUGAUUGUGAAAUGGUUGAUUAACCCUAUGUGGAAGAGAAUGGAUAACUAUGACAUUGUUCAUUCCAUUGCCAAACCUAGUAAAACAUCAAAAUAAUUAUCAAAUUCAUAAUAAAUCAAAACAUUAUUUUUCCCAAAUGAUAUAUUCUAAACAAGUGCCACGAAAUAUGGAACACAUUGGAUGUUAUGUUUUACAUGCUACGAUCAAAACUGCUAGGUUUUUAGAAACAUUGUAAAAAUUCAUAAUGGAUGUGCUGCACACACAAGUGCUAGAUGCCCUUUAUGGUCUUGUCAGACCCAUAUUAAUUUUUAAUGCCGAUUCUCUUGGGAAUAAUUCAUAUCACUUAAAAAUAAAGUUUCACAUCUAAACAAUCGUAGUAGUAUUGUCAAAGAUCUAAAGAAAGGACAUGUAGAAGCAUUCAUUUCUGGCAAUAAAAUAUUAAUUAAAAUAGUAUAACCAAUUUGCACUAAACUGUAUAAACAUAUAUAACACAUAUAUAUACACAAAGAAUUACAAGGAGAAACGUAAAUUAUUAUGAUAGAAUGGUGUGCCUUUGAUUUUGGUAAACACAUUUGUGUUAUUGAACUUAUUCUUGGACAGAUUACAAAUAUUCCAGUAACCCUAAGAAUUAACUUAAAUUU